AUGCAUUCCGAACGCCAUUCAGCGCUGCGUUUGCUCUACUCGAGGCAUAUGGAAGAUAUCUCGGGUAGUCACCCGAGACGUGUACGCAGUGCUGCAGUCUACCAGACGCGACGGUGGACGGUCAAACUUCUUCCGCACAUCCCGGACAAGCAACGUCCUAUGGUUUACUUGGCCACUCUGGCGAAUCCCUUUCCGUUCAAGCGUCGCUUGCGGAAUACUGUGUGUAAGAGAAUUUUGACACAAAAACCCAACGCCUCGGCGAAAACCAGCAGCAGAGAUGCACCCCACACACUCCAUGCGGGCCAAGCAGGGGGUACCCAGUCGUUUUUCGCUCUCUCGAAACGGAGUCGUUGA
Molecule: messenger RNA, 354 nt
Organism: Colletotrichum tamarilloi
Lineage: Eukaryota; Fungi; Ascomycota; Sordariomycetes; Glomerellales; Glomerellaceae
Exons: 1
Coding region: 1-354 (117 amino acids)
Source: RefSeq, a predicted model, not a curated record